Messenger RNA from Prorocentrum cordatum, 1725 nucleotides. NCBI's taxonomy places the organism in Eukaryota, Dinophyceae, Prorocentrales, Prorocentraceae. The record is from the annotation of a GenBank genome assembly.
AUGAUCCACCCUCCCGACGUGAUCCCGAAGUACGCCCCUGACGCCGCCAUCGGCAAGCUUGGGGCAGGCGGAGGUGAGGACAAGCCGAAGAAGGAGAAGAAGGAGAAGAAGGAGAAGUCUGGCGGCGGGGGCGGCGGCAUGACCAUGGCGGAGGUCGCCAAGCACACCAGCAAGACAGAUUGCUGGGUAGUCGUGGCUGGUGAGGUGCUCGACGUGACCUCGUUCCUGAGCCAGCACCCUGGAGGCGAGCUGGCCAUCCUCACGUUCGCCGGGAAGGACGCCACCGAGGAGUUCAACAUGAUCCACCCUCCCGACGUGAUCCCGAAGUACGCCCCCGACGCCGCCAUCGGCAAGCUUGGGGCAGGUGGAGGUGCCGACGAGGAGGACGACUCGGACGACGACUCGGACUCGGACGACGACUCAGACUCGGACGAGGAGGAGGAAGUCGGUGGCGGCGGCGGCGGGUACACCCUGGAGGAGGUGGCGAAGCACACCAGCAAGACCGAUUGCUGGGUCAUCCUCGGCGGGAAGGUGCUGGACGUCACCAGCUUCUUGUCGCAGCACCCAGGGGGCGAGCUCGCCAUCCUCACGUUCGCCGGCAAGGAUGCCACGGCGGAGUUCGACAUGAUCCACCCGCCCGACGUGGUCGGCAAGUACGCACCAGACGCAGUCAUCGGCGACGUUGGCAGCGGCGGCGGAGGCGGCGCGAAGAAGAAGAAGGAGAAGAAGUCCAAGAAGGGCGGCAAGCCUGUCGUCAUGGACAAGGGCGACAAGAUCGCCAACCACCAGGCCUGGGGGCACCUCGACGGCCGGGACAACUGGCGCGAGGGCGUUAUGGACAGCAACCCGGGCGUGUUCCUGAUCAACGUGCGGGCCUACUUCUACGCCGCCUGGUACCUGCUGAGCGCCGUCCUCUACGAGGUCGCCGCGACGAUCUUCGUCAACAAGAAUUUCAAGAUUACUGGCGACCGUGUUGGCCUCACCCGCAGCGCGAUCUUGCUUGUCUUGUUCAUCGUGAUCCACGCUGUCGGCAACCUCCACGUAUUCAAGGGCCCCGAUGACUUCAACGGCUACGGCUAUUUCUACGUGCGCCUGUACUGGACCGGCUUCGGGCUCCCUGCCAACAUCGUGGAGGAGUACAUCUUGCUUUCCGUCCUCCUGCACGUGCUCGCGGGCCUCAAGCGCACGUGGGAUUCGUCCCUCAGCAGGUUCAAGGCUGACAAGCGAGCACUCGACCUCGCCUGCACGGGCCUGAUCCUGCUCACUUUCAUGACCGUUCACCUGUUCCAGUUCCGCUUCGGCAACACGGACCAGUUUGGACCGUACAUGAUCCGCCCCCCUCCCUACCUCAUCAAUUUCUGGGGCGUGUUCGAGCUCGACCUCUUCUGGACGAAGGACGCCUCGAUCCAGCCAGUGGGGGUUCGCGACAUCUACGCGCUCGAGUUCAAGCUCUUCAACGAUUCCAUCGCCCUCAGCUUCUUCUACAUGUUUGCGGUCGUCGUGUUCAUGGUCCACGGCUGCCUCGGCUGGAAGAAGCUCGUCCCGGCCUCGGCCUUCGGCAUCCCGAAGAAGCACCAGCCGAUGGUGACCAAGUACGGCUACGCCAUCUUCAUUGGCAUCGGCCUCGUCUACAUCUCGUUCCCGUUGUACUGCCUCCUCACGGUCCCGUUCAACGGCUACGAGAAGGACAUCAACACCGGCCGCAUCGAGACUGGAACCAUCUGA